This is a messenger RNA of Closterium sp. Yama58-4, 16894 nucleotides long. The record is from the annotation of a GenBank genome assembly. NCBI's taxonomy places the organism in Eukaryota, Viridiplantae, Streptophyta, Zygnematophyceae, Desmidiales, Closteriaceae.
AUGCUAUCGCUGCCAUUAUGGUACGAUAUGCAUCGUUCAACUGCACUGCAUCCGCACCGCACCAUCCUUUGCUCUUCCAUUAGACUGCACCCGUUCUCUCAUUCGCUUCUUCAUUUCACUGCGCCCGCUCUCCCCUCAACCCUUCACGUUCUGUCGAUUGCUGCUGGCUUGCACUGGCAACUUUGGUUGCUUCUCGUGCUUGCACUCACUGUGUGUGGCUCCCUGUGGUACAGGGCGUGCUGGCUCUACAUUCUGCACAAGCCUUGCUGUUCCAAGGGGAGGCAGCAGAGGGAGGAGGCACUUGGAAGGCGGCAGUGGGAUGAUGCAGAGCAGCGGCGCCCUGCCCUCACAGCCCCCCAGAGCAGCGGCGCCUCUCCCUCACAACCCCCCAGAGCAACGGCGCCUCUCCCUCACAACCCCCCAGAGCAGCGGCGCCUCUCCCUCACAGCCCCCCAGAGCAGCGGAGCCUCUCCCUCACAGCCCCCCAGAGCAGCGGCGCCUCUCCCUCACAGCCCCCCAGAGCAGGGGCGCCUCUCACUCAGCCCCCCAGAGCAGGGGCGCCUCUCCCUCACAGCCCCCCAGAGCAGGGGCGCCUCUCCCUCACAGCCCCCCAGAGCAGGGGCGCCUCUCCCUCACAGCCCCCCAGAGCAGCGGCGCCUCUCCCUCACAGCCCCCCAGAGCAGCGGCGCCUCUCCUUCACAGCCCCCCAGAACAUGGGCGCCUCUCCCUCACAGACCCCUAGAGCAGGGGCGCCUCUCCCUCACAGCCCCCCAGAGCAGGGGCGCCUCUCCCUCACAGCCCCCCAGAGCAGCGGCGCCUCUCCCUCACAGCCCCCCAGAGCAGCGGCGCCUCUCCCUCACAGCCCCCCAGAGCAGGGGCGCGUCUCCCUCACAGCCCCCCAGAGCAGGGGCGCCUCUCCCUCACAGGCCCCCAGAGCAGGGGCGCCUCUCCCUCACAGGCCCCCAGAGCAGGGGCGCCUCUCCCUCACAGGACCCCAGAGCAGGGGCGCCUCUCCCUCACAGCCCACCAGAGCAGUGGCGCCUCUCCCUCACAGCCCCACAGAUCAGGGGCGCCUCCUCCUCACAGCCCCCCAGAGCAGCGGCGCCUCUCCCUCACAGCCCCCCAGAGCAGCGGCGCCUCUCCCUCACAGCCCCCAAGAGCAGGGGCGCCUCUCCCUCACAGCCCCCCAGAGCAGCGGCGCCUCUCCCUCACAGCCCCCAAGAGCACGGGCGCCUCUCCCUCACAGCCAGAGCAGGGGUGCCUCUCCCUCACAGCCCCCCAGAGCAGGGGCGCCUCUCCCUCACAGCCCCCCGGAGCAGGGGCGCCUGCUCCUCAGCCCCGCGGGGCAGGGGCGCCCCCUCCUCACAGCCCCCUAGAGCAGCGGCGCCUCCUCCUCACAGCCCCCCAGAGCAGGGGCGCCUCCUCCUCACAGCCCCCCAGAGCAGGGGAGCCUCUCCCUCACGGCCCCCCAGAGCAAGGGCGCCUCUCCCUCACAGCCCCCCAGAGCAGGGGCGCCUCUCCCUCACAGCCCCCCAGAGCAGGGGCGCCUCUCCCUCACAGGCCCCCAGAGCAGGGGCGCCUCUCCCUCACAGGCCCCCAGAGCAGCGGCGCCUCUCCCUCACAGCUCCCCAGAGCAGCGGCGCCUCUCCCUCACAGCCCCACAGAGCAGGGGCGCCUCCUCCUCACAGCCCUCCAGAGCAGCGGCGCCUUUCCCUCACAGGCCCCCAGAGCAGCGGCGCCUCUCCCUCACAGCCCCCCAGAGCAGCGGCGCCUCCUCCUCACAGCCCCCCAGAGCAGGGGAGCCUCUCCCUCACAGCCCCCCAGAGCAGCGGCGCCUCUUCCUCACAGCCCCCCAGAGCAGCGGCGCCUCUCCCUCACAGCCCCCCAGAGCAGCGGCGCCUCCUCUUCACAGCCCCCCAGAGAAGCGGCGCCUCCUCCUCACAGCCCCCCAGAGCAGGGGCGCCUCUCCCUCACAGCCCCCCAGAGCAGCGGCGCCUCUCCCUCACAGCCCCCCAGAGCAGGGGCGCCUCUCCCUCACAGCCCCCCAGAGCAGGGGCGCCUCUCCCUCACAGCCCCCCAGAGCAGCGGCGCCUCCUCCUCACAGCCCCCCAGAGCAGCGGCGCUUCGCCCUCACAGCCCCCCAGAGCAGCGGCGCCUCUCUCUCACAGCCCCCCCAGAGCAGGGGCGCCUCUCCCUCACAGGCCCCCAGAGCAGGGGCGCCUCUCCCUCACAGCCCCCCAGAGCAGGGGCGCCUCUCCCUCACAGGCCCCCAGAGCAGGGGCGCCUCUCCCUCACAGGCCCCCAGAGCAGCGGCGCCUCUCCCUCACAGCCCCCCAGAGCAGCGGCGCCUCGCCCUCACAGCCCCCCAGAGCAGGGGCGCCUCGCCCUCACAGCCCCCCAGAGCAGGGGCGCCUCUCCCUCACAGCCCCCCAGAGCAGCGGCGCCUCCUCCUCACAGCUCCUCAGAGCAGCGGCGCCUCUCCCUCACAGCCCCCCAGAACAUGGGCGCCUCCUCCUCACAGCCCCCCAGAGCAGCGACGCCUCUCCCUCACAGCCCCCCAGAGCAGGGGCGCCUCUCCCUCACAGCCCCCCAGAGCAGGGGCGCCUCUCCCGCACAGGCCCCCAGAGCAGGAGCGCCUCUCCCACACAGCCCCCCAGAGCAGGGGCGCCUCUCCCUCACAGCCCCCCAGAGCAGGGGCGCCUCACCCUCACAGCCCCCCAGAGCAGGGGCGCCUCGCCCUCACAUCCCCCCAGAGCAGGGGCGCCUCGCCCUCACAGCCCCCCAGAGCAGGGGCGCCUCGCCCUCACAGCCCCCCAGAGCAGGGGCGCCUCGCCCUCACAGCCCCCCAGAGCAGGGGCGCCUCUCCCUCACAGCCCCCCAGAGCAGCGGCGCCUCUCCCUCACAGCCCCCCAGAGCAGCGGCGCCUCUCCCUCACAGCCCCCCAGAGCAGCGGCGCCUCUCCCUCACAGCCCCCCAGAGCAGCGGCGCCUCUCCCUCACAGCCCCCCAGAGCAGCGGCGCCUCUCCCUCACAGCCCCCCAUAGCAGGGGCGCCUCUCCCUCACAGCCCCCCAGAGCAGGGGCGCCUCUCCCUCACAGCCCCCCAGAGCAGGGGCGCCUCUCCCUCACAGCCCCCCAGAGCAGGGGCGCCUCUCCCUCACAGCCCCCCAGAGCAGGGGCGCCUCUCCCUCACAGCCCCCAGAACAGUGGCGCCUCUCCCUCACAGCCCCCCAGAGCAGCGGCGCCUCUCCCUCACAGCCCCCCAGAGCAGCAAAGCUCCCUCCUCAGAGCUCCCCAGAGCAGCGACGCCUCCUCCUCACAGCCCCCCAGAGCAGGGGCGCCUGUCCUUCACAGCCCCCCAGAGCAGGGGCGCCUCUCCCUCACAGCCCCCCAGAGCAGGGGCGCCUCUCCCGCACAGCCCCCCAGAGCAGGGGUGCCUCUCCCUCACAGCCCCCCAGAGCAGGGGCGCCUCUCCCUCACAGCCCCCCAGAGCAGGGGCGCCUCUCCCUCACAGCCCCUCAGAGCAGGGGCGCCUCUCCCUCACAGCCCCCCAGAGCAGGGGCGCCUCUCCCUCACAGCCCCCGAGAGCAGGGGCGCCUCUCCCGCACACCCCACAGUCCCAUCCCACAGUCCCACCCCACAGUCCCACGCCACAGUCCCACCCCACAGUCCCAUCCCACAGUCCCACCCCACAGUCCCAUCCCACAGUCCCAUCCCACAGUCCAACUCCACAGUCCCACCCCACAGUCCCACCCCACAGUUCCACCCCACAGUCCCAUCCCACAGUCCCCUCCCACAGUCCCACCCCACAGUCCCAUCCCACAGACAGUAGGGUAGCCAUGCCGCCGAUCGCGCGAAAGAAGAAACCGGGGGGAGGAGGUCUUGGCGCAGUCAGGCUGAGCGCCAAGCCUCUCACGACGUGGUCAGAUGGAUCGGGAGCGACAGACGCGUCCACUGGAUUCGCACAUCAAGACCCUCCUGCUCCUGCCGCGCAGCUCGAAUCUCCUCAGUCCGUGCCUCGCGGAUCUCACGCUGCGUCGCACGCUCUGCCUGCUGCGAUCGAUGGCAGUCAAGCAACCCGAACCCAUUCCACCGUCGCAUCUCAACCGUCGGAUUCACAUCGGCAACCGUCGAUCCGGGACGUGCAUCCGGCAGAUCCGCUUGACGUUUUGCUGCCGGAAUCCGCGAAGCAGCAUCUGCUUGCAGCGACGGACCCCGCACACCCUCCACACGCAACUGCUAGGGGAGGAGCAAUAGCUGUUUCCAAGAAAGGAAUUUCGCAAUCGGUCGCAGCGACAUCUAUCGUUGCUCCUGCUAGCAGAUCGUCAACCGCACAGCUUCAACCCUCCACCGCGACAUCGUCGCAAGGGCAAGGCGCGGUUCCUCCCGCGUUUGCUCCCGCUCCCCGCGCUGCAGCUUCCGCUCCGCACGGCCCGUCGUCGUCUGCCGCGAGUGGCGCGGCCGCGCCGAUUAAGAUCAUCGGGCUCUCCGGCAAGUCGUCGCGUUCGUCGCUCGUUAAAGGCAAGCCGCUGGUCGCUCGUUCCGCGAUCACUCCCUCUCCCGCUGUAACCCAUAAUGCUGCCAACAACGCUCCUGCCACCGCGGCUAGCAGCAGCAGCAGCAGCGGCAGAAGUGUCAGCCUGUCUACUCUCACUGGUGCUCCUUCCGUCGCAUCUAUCCCCGCUAAUGGCAUUCCCGCUGCAACGCCAGCACCUUCGGUUACACCCGUUGCGCUUACGAAUUCUUCUGCUCUGUCGAAUCACGCGGAGCCUGCAGCGAGUCCUUUUCUUGGCUUCGACGACGCGAACGAUCUGGGCGCGGAUGCUUCACGCGCACCUACUCGCCCCGCCUCGUCCUCCGCCGCGGUCCCCGCGCCUCUCCUCCCCCCCGCGGCAGUGCCGUUCUUUGACUCCCCGCUCGCCUCAGCCGCACCUGCGCCACCCUUUCCCCUCGCACCAGCAUCCCCCACCUCACGGCUGUCCGCGCCGCAGCUGAGUGCUGCGAGCAGUGGCGGCGGGCCUGGCGGUGAGAAGCAGACGCAGGCGGCGGAGGAGCAGCAGGCGAGGGAUGCGCAGAUGGAGCAGGCGAGGGAGCGGGAGAAGCAGCGGCAAAUGGAGGAAGAGAGUCGGAAAGAGCGCGAGCAACAGGAGCGCGAGCGGUUGGAGCAGUUGCGGAUGGAAGAGGAGAGGAGGGAGAGGGAGAGGUUGGAAGAGGAGCGGAGGGAGAAGGAGAGGAAGGAGAAGGAGCGACAGGAGCAGCUUAGGGUUGAGCGGGAGAGGAAGGAGAAGGAGCGGCUUGAGCGGCUUAGAGCAGAGCAAGAGAGGAAGGAAAGGGAGAGGGAGGCGCAGCUGAAAGCCGAGCAGGAGAGGAAGGAAAAGGAGAGGCUUGAGCGACUGAGAGAAGAGCAGGAGAGGAAGGAGAAAGAAGUAUUGGAGCAGCAACGACUGGAGCAGCUUAGGUUGGAGCAGGAGAGGGAGGAAAGGGAGCGGCUGGAAGUGUUGCAGAAGGAAGAGGAAAGGCGGGAGAAGGAGAAGCAAGAGCAGUUAAGAAUCGAGCGUGAAAAGAAGGAGAGAGAGGAACAAGCGAGGCUGCAGAAGGAGCAGGAGAAGAAAGCGAAGGAAAUGCAAGAACGGAUGGAGAAGGAACGAUUGGAGAAGGAGCGAUUGGAGAAGGAGAAGAGAGAGGAGAGGGAGCGAGAGGAGAAGGUAAGGAAAGAGCUAGAGAGAAAGCAGAAGGAGGAACAGGAGCAGCAGAGGCGGAAGGAAAGGGAGCGGAAAGAGAAGCUGAAGGCAGAUAGAGAACGGGUAGAGCGGGAACAGCGGGAGCAGAAGCGGAUUGAGGAAGAGAAGAAGGAGCAGGAGAGGCGCAAGGAGCAGCAACGAAAAGAAAGGGAGCGGCAGGAGGGAUUAAGGAAGGAAGAGGAACGGAAGGAGCGGGAACGGCAAGAGUGGCUCCGGCGAGAGGAAGAGAGGAAGAAGAAGGAGCGGCAGGAGCAGUUGCGACGAGAGCGAGAGAGGAGGGAGCAGGAGAGGCAGGAGCGUCUAGAGCAGCAGCGCAGGGAGCGCGAGCAGAAGGAGCGCGAGAGGCAGGAGAUGGAGCGCAAAGAGAGAGAGAGGCAGGCGGAGGAGCAGGCGCAGGAGGUGAGAAAGCAGCGCACAAGGCCCGCUGCUCAAGGCAGUGGGCUGGCAGGCAGCGCGUGGGCGAACGGGCAGGGAGGCCUGGCGGGAUUCAUGGCGGAGAGGCCCAUGGGGGAGCGCGCGUAUGCGCGCACCAGCAGCUUCCAGGGCGUUGGAUCCGCUGCCAUGAGCGGAGAGGCGGGCGCGCAGGGGGGGAGGCAGCACGGGGACGGGUGGGGAGGCCUGGGCGGAGAUGCGUGGGGCGGGUUCGGGGUGGGGGGAGUGGGCGCGCGCAUGGCGCGGCCGGCGACAGCGGGGGGGCGGAGGGAGGGCGCGUGGCCGCUGCUGGGUUCGCUGGUGAAGGCGGCGUCUGAUGUGUCCGCGUGGUCGUCUGACGUGCUGCUGACGGCGCAACCCGGGGAGGACGCGGGGGAAGACGCGGGGGAUGGCGCAGGCGCAGGCAGGAAGGGCGUGCAGGGUGGGCAGGAUGGGCAGGGGAUGGUGGGCGCGGGGGAAGAUGUGAAAGAGGGCGCGGGCGUGGGUGGAGCUGUUUGCGGGCGGGGAGGGGACAGUGUGGGGGAGGACAAGGAGAGCAAUGAGAGCAAGAUUCGCAGCCUGUUUGACAAGGCUGGCGCAGGGCGCGAGGGCCCCGGCGCUAAGCUGGGCUCGCAGGUCAUCAACCAAGGCGCGUUGGCCCUCAAGGGUCUCGCCAUGCCCGUGCUCUCCAUGCUGGGUGGCACCGCUGCUGACCCAGCCACUGCCGCCGAUACUGCACCUGCUGCUGCUGCUGAUGGCCCCAAGCCCACUUGGGGUGCGCCCAGCGCAGCUGGCUUUGCCUCUUGGAUGGGCGGAGGGGACGAGGGUGGCGAAGGCGGGGCAGAGGCUGGGGCAGAAGUGGGGGCUAGCGUCAGGGAGAAAGGAGGAGCGGGGGGGAGGAAGCAGCUGGGGUGGGAGGAUCUGGUGAGCAUGGACUUCGGGGGCGUGGGGGAGGACGCGGACGAUGGGGGCGCGGAUGGGGGGGCGUCGGGCGAGGUGGGUGUGCUGGCCAUGCUGCAGAGGGGACUGGCAGACGAGGAGGAGGAAGAGGAAGAGGAAGAGGAAGAGGAUGAUGUGAUGGCAGCGCUGGCGAGCAGUAGUGCAGUGCGGCUGGGGGGACCCAUGGUGGCGUCGGUGGCGUCAGCAGUGUCGGCUGCUGCCUCCCGCCUGCUCAAGGCCACUGCCAGUGAGGAGGACGCUGCAGCGUUCUUUGCUGCUGUGGACCGGGAUGCUGUCCGCCCUGCCGCGCCUGCCCCGCCCGCUGCUGCUGCUGCUGCUGCUGCUGCUGCUGCCGCCCUUCCAGAGCACACGCCACAGCUGCUGCCACGUGCAGAUGAUGAUGGCUCAGGAUUGGCGGCAUCUGGCUCUGCUAGGGUUGUGGAGGGUGGUGCUGGCGUGGGUGGGGGAAAGAGUGGGGUGGAGGGCGGGCAGAUGGAGGAGCGAGAAGAGGAGGAUGCGGCGGCUUGGUUUAUGUCUGCUGAUGCUGAUGGCGAUGCUGAUGCUGGUGCUGGUACUGUUACUGGUACUGGUACUGGUGCUGGUGCUGGUACUGGUACUGGUGCUGAUGCUGGUGCUGGUACUGGCACUGUUGAAGCUGACCUGGUUGACGGUGUGGAUGGGCAGGGGGAAACCACGGCUCCUGGUGUUGGUUCCGAUGCCACCGCACUUGAUACAGCCAUGGAGGGAGGUGAUGAGGGGACCGGUGGAGCGAUGGUAAGUGGAGAUGGCGUGGAAGGGGGAGAAGGGCAGUGGAGUGGAGCAGGUGAGCAGAAGAUGGCUGUGGAGGGCGGGGAGGCGGGGCAGGAGGGGCAGGCGUGGCAGGGGUAUCAAGACGGCCAGGCUGGAUGGCAGCACGCGAGUCGGGGCGAGGGGCAGUAUGGCGGGCAGGUGGAAGGCCAGUUUGAGGGGCAGGGGGAGGGGCAGUAUGGGGGGCAGGGGGAGGGGCAGUAUGGGGGGCAGGGGGAGGGGCAGUAUGGGGGGCAGGGGGAGGGGCAGUAUGGGGGGCAGGGGGAGGGGCAGUAUGGGGGGCAGGGGGAGGGGCAGUAUGGGGGGCAGGGGGAGGGGCAGUAUGGGGGGCAGGGGGAGGGGCAGUACGCAGGACAGGGGGAGUUGACAGCGGAACAGUGGGAGGAGCAGCAGCGGCAGUGGGCAGAGGCUUACCCUGGCUGGUACUGGGACUAUGCAGCAGGCGAGUGGAGGCAGAUCGAGGGCUAUGUGCCACCUGCUGCUGCUGACACCGCUGCUGUAGCAGAUGCCACUGCUGCUGCACAAGCAGAUCCUGCAGCAGUAGCAGCAGCAGGCGACGCUACAGCAGCAGGCGCCACGGAGCAUGCAGUAACGGAGGCAGUGUCAUUAGAGCAAGUUCCUCCCCAAGCAGAAGCAGCAGCGGGUGAGGCGGCCGUUGCUGAGGCGUCAGCCGCUUGGUCUGACGCCCCACAGGCAGAGGCGUGGCAAGGGGCAGACGAGGCGGUGGCGGGUGGGUGGGAUGGAGCAGAGGAGAUGCAUGCAGAGGAGAUGACGGAUGUGGCACAUCAGGUUGGGAUAGCCGCGGGAGAGUCAGCUGACGCUCUGCCACCUGCCCCUGCCGCUGGUUCAUCUGAGUUUCAGCCGGUGCUGAUGGCAGAAGGUGAACAAAGCAAGGAGCAGGCAGAGAGCAGUGUGCAGGAGGGGGUUACAGGAGAGGGCGGGGGUGAGCAGCUGCCGAGCAGUCCUGCUCUUCAGCCCCUCUCCUUCGAUGCCGCUCCUCCUCUGCCUCUCCUUCCUGACUCCCAGCCCACCGUUCCCCCUCUCUCCUCUGAGCUCACACAAGCUGGUGCGGGGAUGGAUAGCGGGGAGGAGCUGCGUGUGUGUGAGGGAGGCGAGGCAGGGAGGGCGGAGGUUGCACAGGAACAUGCUGCAGAGACAGACGCAGCAGGUAUGGAAGUGGGGAGUGCGGGUGGUGUGGGCGAGGGUGGGCAUGGUGCAGUUGACGCCGAGGGAGGCGAGGGGCAGGGGGAUGCUGACGUGCGGAUGGGGGAGGAGGGGCAGAUUGUCAGUGAAGCCGCUUGGGAGGUCCAGCAGCAGGAGGGGCAGCAGCAGGCGGAGGGCCAGGGCGUAGAGGCAGCGACAGUUGGUGAGUCGGGGGUUAUUGCAACGGAGUACCCAGGGUGGGUGGUGGAUGCUGUGACAGGCGAGUGGCGGCAGGUGGGCGAGGCGGCGCCAGCAGCAGCAGAUGGGGCUGGCGGUGCGGAGGGCAGCAGCAGCACAGCAGCAGCAGGGGAGGCCAUCGCGCUGCAGUACCCCGGAUGGCGCUGGGAUGGCCUGCUGGGCCAGUGGGUGCCCGAUGACCAGGCAGAUGCUGCCGCCCCUGCUGCUGCUGUUGCUGCGGAUGGGGCUGAAGCUGCUCUGGAUUCAACUGACGCUGUUGCUGGAGCGGCGUUAGCAGUAGAUGCUAUAGCAGCGGAGGCUGUAGCAGCGGAGGCUGUAGCUGGAGGCGCAGAAACGUCAGUUGCUUCUUCAGGCGAGCCUAUUGACGGGGAGCAGCAGUGGGUCCUGGGGGCAGAAGGAAGGGAGGCUGUAGCUCCAAUGGGGAAGGGGUCGGAGUGGAUGGGAGCAGGCGAGGGAGAGGUGGUGGAUGCAGCAGGGAGCGAGGAGGGCAUGGGGGCAGCAACAGAGGCAAUGAACGGUGCAGCAGCAGAGGGUGCAGAGGGCAACGGUAGUCAGAGUGAGGCAGUUCCAACGCAGCUCGCGUUGCAGUACCCCGGGUGGCGCUGGGAUGGCCUGCUGGGCCAGUGGGUGCCGGAUGACCAGCCAGAUGCUGCUGCUGCGGCAGGUGCUGCAGAUGGGUCUGAAGCUGCUCCGGACUUGGCUGAUGCUGCUGCUGGAACGGCGUUAGCAGUAGAGGCUGUAGCAGCGGAGGCUGUAGCAGCGGAGGCUGUAGCUGAAAGCGCAGAAGCGGCAGUUGCUGCAUCAGGUGAACCCAUUGCGGUUGAGCAGCAGUGGGUCCUGGGGCAAGAAGCAAGGCAGCCUGUAGCCCAGGGGUCGGAGUGGAUGGAAGCAGGAGAAGGAGAGGCGGUUGAUGCAGCAGCGGGAGAGGAGGGCAUGGGGCUUGCACCACCAGAGGCAAUGGGCGGUGCAGCAGCAGGGGGUGCAGGGGGUGACGAUAGUCAGAGUGAGGCAGUCUCAACGCAGAUAGUGGAUUCAGCUGAGGGUGCGGUUGAGGAUCCCUUAGGGAAUUCAGCAGAAUUUCUAAGGGCAGAGGAGCAAGUGUUGCCAGCAGGUGUAAAAGCAAUGGAGGCAAAGGGUUGGGAGGCAGACGAUGCAGGCAGUGAUGCAACAGCAGCGGGUGCAGUGGAGAGUUCAUUCGCGGAGGGUACGGAGACAGCAGCAAGUGAGGUGAUUGCAACGCAGUACCCUGGGUGGGAGUGGGAUGCUGUGGCGGGCCAGUGGGUGUUCACAGGCCAGCAGCCCGCUGUCGCUGCGGACUCUGCUGCUGCUGGCUUCACUGCUGCUGGCGACAUGGGCGAGACUGUGGCUCUGGUAGGGGCGGAAGAAGUGGCGGUAGGUAGUGAAGCAGGGGGCGCAGCAGCCGUGGUAGCAGGGGAGGGAUGGCCUGAGAGCGAGGUGAGUGGGGCAGCGGUAGAGUGGGCGGCGGAGGCGGUUGAGGGAGGCGUUGAGGGGUCGUUUGUGGGGUUUGAGGGCGAGGGGCAGGUGGUGAGUGAGGCAGGGGGGGAGGCGAUAGAGGGGCAGGCAGGUAGUGCAGGAGGGGAGGCAGAUGGAUUUGUGGAUAGCGGUGUUGAGGCUGCGACUGAAGCUGAGGUCAGUGCUCCAGAGGUGGAUGAGGUUUCGGAGGUAGUUGGAGGGGCAGAAGAGGGAGAGGGAGAGCAGCAGGUAGGGGAAGAAGCUGUGGAGGGGUGGACAGACGGGCUGCAGCAGGGAGAGUCGAAGGCGCUGGAUGCAGGGGCAGAUUCAGAACGUGCAGCAGCAGGUGCUGCUGCUGCUGCCAGUGUGGCUGCUGAGGAGAUGGCAGGUGGAGUGACAGCAGAGGCAGACGGUGCUUCUGUGGAGCCCUUGUGGGCUGACGCAGGUCCUGUGGAGGGAACCCAUGGUGAGGCGCUGGGGGCGGACGCAGGUGGUGCAGAGGAGGCAGUGGGAGAGGGCGGUGGAGGGAUGGCAGCAGUGAUGGCGGCAGAGGUAGAGGGUGCGGAGGCAGCAGGGUAUGAGGCGAUAGCAACGCAGUACCCUGGAUGGAUGUGGGACCCUCUCACGGGCCAGUGGGUGCCCACAGACGAGCAGCCCGCUGUAGCAGAGGCGGCUGGUGCUGCUGACGCUGGUGGAGCAGCUGAGGUCACGGGAGCUGCUGAUGCUGCUGCAGCUGGUGUGAGUGGGUUCGAAGAAGGCGGUGCAGUGCUUGAGGCGGCAGCAGCACCUGUGGUAGAUGCAGCAGUAACAGGGGCGGGGAUGGGGAUGGGGGAGGGCGAUGGGGUGUUUGAGGAGCAGGACCUGUCAGAGGACCCAGGGACGGUUGUGGACUCACUGGCAACGUCUGGGCCUGAGGCGGCUGUUGAGGCAGAGGGUAUAGCAGAGGCAGAGGUUACUGGGGGAGAGGGUGCAGCAGGGCAAGAGGGGUCGGCAGGGCAAGAAGGGUUAGCAGGAGAGGAGGGCACAGCAGGCGAAGGAGACGUGUUUUGGAAGGAGGAGGUGUUGGAGGCAGCUGCUGUGGCAGCCCCAUGGGAAGCAGAGGGUGGUGCGACAGAAGCCGAGGGCGGGAUAAGCACGUCAGUGUUGAGUGCAGCUGGACCUGGGACUGAGGUGGCGGGUGGAGAGGCACAGUCAGAGGCAGACGCACAGGUAGAGGCACAGGCAGAGAUGUUUGCGGUUAGUGGCGAGGCAGCAGGGGGCGACGUCAUUGCAACGGAGUACCCGGGGUGGGUGGUGGAUGCAGUCACAGGCGAGUGGCGGCAGGUGGGCGAGGUGGAGCCAGCAGCAGCAGAUGGGGCUGGCGGUGCGGAGGGCAGCAGCAGCACAGCAGCAGGAGGGGAGGCCAUCGCGCUGCAGUACCCCGGGUGGCGCUGGGAUGGCCUGCUGGGCCAGUGGGUGCCUGACUACCAGGCAGAGGCUGCUGCUGAUGGGGCUGAAGCUGUGGCAGCAGUGGCUGCUGUGAACGAGGGCGAGGCGGCAGAGGUAGCUGCAGUGGAGGCGGUGGGUGAACCAGCAGAGAGCUCGGGUGCGGAGGCUAUGGGUGGGGAGGCAGGGGGCGUUGAAGGCGGUGCAGAGGGGGAAGUGAUAGCGACAGAGUACCCAGGGUGGAGGUGGGACCCUGUGGUGGGUCAGUGGCUGCCCACGGACGAGCAGGUGCCUUCUGGUGCAGGCGCAGCUGCUGCUGCAGACGAAGCUACUGCUGCCGCUGUGGAGGUGGUGAGUGGCGCGGGGGAUGGGGCAGCAGCGGUGGCUGGCAGCGUGGCAGCAGUGGGGGAGAGUGCAGGGAGUGCGGAUGCAGUGGGUGCAGGCAUUGGGGCGGCGGAGGCGGAUGAGUGGGCUCAGUUUGAAGACACGGUGCCCAAGGAAGGGGAGGCAGAGGGGGGAGCUGCUGCAGGCGCAGGCAGUGCGGGGGCGUCGCAGGGCGAGCCUUCCAUGCAGCUGUCGUUUGAAGCAGCUCCGCCCCUCCCUGGCCUCGCCCCACCUCCGGACUCUCUUGCUGCUGGGACUGACGACGAGCAUGCGUCCGGGGCUGUUCUUGCUGCGAGCGGGGAGGCAGGUGCGGAAGGGCAAGGCGAGCAGGGUGGCGCGCAGGGAGUAGAGGCAGGUGCGGCUUCAGAGGUGAAUGCAGCCGGUGCGAGUGCAGCCGGUGCGAGUGCAGGAGGCGAGGUGGCAGGUGCAGCAGAGGGUGAGGCAGGGGCGUGGGCCCAGCAGGAUUGGAGCCAGUGGGGGCAAAAGGAGUAUGAUGCGUACAAUGCUUGGUACUACCAGCAGCAGCAGCAGACGCAGGAAGGGGAGGGACAAGCACAAGUCACGGAGUAUGGCAGCACGGAGGCAGUGGCAGCACAGAGUGCAGCAGCAGCAGGGGUUAACGGGGAAGCAGUGGCAGCAGAGGGUGCAUCCUCCUACCCUUCAGCACCAGGCAGUGCCGCCUCACAGCCUCUGCAGCAGCCGCCAGUGCCCAUGCAGCCACAGCCGUUCCUGCCCGCCCCUGCCCCAUGGGGAGAGGGUGGCGCAGCAGAGGCGCAGGGCGGCAGCAGCUACCCUGGUGGGUCGUCUCAGCCUGACCCUGGAUACGGCCCUGCUGGCUCGCGCUAUAGCCAGCCUGACCCCGGCUACAGCCAGCCCCAGCCACUGGCCCCCUGGGUGCCAGGCACGGCAGGGAAACCGGAGGCCGUGCUGUCGUCUGCAGGCCGCCCGCCACACACGCUGCUGGCGUUUGGGUUUGGAGGCAGGGCGGCCGUGGUGGUGCCUGGCAGCUCGCUUGGACAGACCAUGGGGUCGCAGGGGCAGGUGGAGCUGUCCCCGCCAGUGCAGCCAACACUGAAGCUGCUGCCCCUGCCGCACCUGCUCAGCCUCGCCGCCCACGACGGCGCCUCCACGGCCGCCAGCACCGCUGGCGCGCUCUACCUCGCCCCGCUCACCGGCAAGCACGCGCCCAAUGGGCCGCUGACAGCUGGCGGCAUGUCGGCCAAGGAGCUGAGCAAGUGGUUGGAGGAGCGGGCGGAGCGGAGUGGCGAGGAGGAGGAGGCGGAGGGAGCGGGCGGUGGGGGUGCAGGGGGUGUGGAGAGGGUGGAAAGUGUGGCGCUGCUGUGGCGGGUGCUGCGUGUGGCGUGUCAGUUCUAUGGGCAGUUGAGGCGGGAUGGCAUGGGCAGUCGCUCCGCACAGGUGCGUGCAGCGUGGUGGGUAGUUGUUGGCCUUACCGUGCAUGCUCCCAUGUACCACUUGCCCUUUGCCAUUUGUCGUGCACAGGGUGAGUCAUCUCCAGAAGCAGAGCUAGCCAAAGCACUGGUGGGGGACCGGGCUGGAGCCAGCGCUGCUAUAGCCGCCCCUGCUGCUACAGCCGGGCCCUUCCCCUCAGUGGCAGCGCCGGCAGGUGCAAUGGCUCCCAUGGCGCCAUACGCUUCUGCAUGGUCACCCCUGCCUGCUGCCGCCUCUGCUGCUGCCCGUGUGUCGGACCUCCAACUGCCCAUCCCCACGGAAGCUGCUGUUCAGGCAGCAGCGCGGGAGGUGAAGGCGCAUCUGGUGGCGGGGAGGCACAUGCAGGCGCUGGAGGCAGCCAAGGCGGGCCACCUCUGGGGGCUGGCGCUGCUGCUGGCGCAGCACAUGGGCGGGCCUAAUGACUCGCGCCUCUUCCUCUCCACCGCGCAAGCCAUGGCGGCACAGCAGUUCGCCCCUGGUGCCCCUCUGCGCACGCUCACUCUGCUGCUCACCCAGCAGCCAUCUGCCGUGUUUGCCUCUCCUGCUGCUGCCAUCGGUGGCACUGCUGAUGCCACCAAGACAGGCGUCAGUGGUGCUGCUGGUGCUGGUGCUGCUGGUGGUGAUGGUGGCAGCAGUGGGAGCAGUGACGAAGGUGUGCGAGCGAUGGUGGCGGAGUGGAGGGAGAAUCUGGCGCUCAUGGCAGCCACGCGCACGAGUGGCGACGAGAGGGUCAUUUCCCACCUGGGUGAUUGCCUGUGGCGCCUCAGGGGGGACGUGGCCGCAGCACACAUCUGCUACCUCGUGGCAGCAGGCAGCUUAGAGCCCUUCUCCUCCUCUGCACGCAUGUGCCUGCUGGGCACGGAUCACCUCAAGCACCCACGCACGUUUGUGACGGUGCAAGCCAUUCAGCGCAGUGAGGUGCUGGAGUAUGCGUUCAUUCUCGGCAAUCCGCAGUUCGUGCUGCUCCCCCUGCUGCCCUUCAAGCUUGUGUAUGCCGCCAUGCUGACCGAAGCAGGCCGCCCGGCCGCCGCCCUCAAGUACUGUAGCGCGGUGCUGAAGAUGCUCAAGGCGGGCGGCAGGGGGCGGGGGGUGGCGGCGGAGGUGGAGGGGUGGAGGGCAGCAGCGGAGCAGAUGGAGGAGCGGCUCAAGGUGCACGUGCAGGGGGCAGGGGGCGGUGGGGUGGCGGCAGCACGCGUGUUUGGAGAUCUCAUGAGCUUCCUUGAUAGAGGCGCCAGGAAGAUUGUCGGUGGGGGGCCUGCUGCUACGCCUCUUGCGCCAGGUGUCGCAUCGGCAUUGGGUGGAGGCGCUAUGGGGGACAUUGUGCCCGGAGGGGCUGGUAGCAAGCCAGGCUUGGGCGAGUCGUCUCGGUUUGGUUCGGCGCCGAACCUGGGGGUGGCUGGGAAGGCUAGUACGACAGGGGGAGGGGGGUGGUGGGGCCUGGGCAAGCGCGCCAUUCCUGCAUCCACCUCAUCCCCAGGCCUGCACAGCGCGUCCGGGCCGAACCUGGUAGGCUUGGUGGAGGGGCAGGGUGGGAGUGAAGCAGCUCCGGGUAGUGAAGGUGGUGUGGCGAGCAGCUACAGUGCUGCUGCUUCUGCAAUGGCUGGUGGUGGGUCAACGGGUGGCUGGUCUGUUGGUGCUGUGGGCGCAGCAGCAGGGGCGGACGGAGGAACGGGAGGGGAGCAGGGCAGUGCGUGGAGCGGAGGGAUGAGUGGGGGAGUGCAAGGGACGGCAGGUGGUGGUAGUGAGUGGGGGCAGGGGGUGGUGCACGCAGGGCAGGUGGAGCACAGCGAGUUGGCUGCGCAGCAGUAUGGUGGUUACGCUGGUGCAAUCAGGGAGGACGAGCCCCUCUCCAUGGCAGCCUUUGCAGCGGAGUGGCACGGCACACCCAGUGCAGCAGGGUGGGGGUCGGGGCACCUCACACCCAUCAGAGAGUCCCCCAGCGGGGAGGGCGACACUGACCUGGUGCCGCAGGCCCAGCCUGCCCUCGUGCCGCGCUCCCAGUCCGCCUCCGCUGCAGAUCUACCCGCCCCAGGUGCACCUGCCGCCAAGAAGGCCGCCCCGCGCAGCAGAUUCUCCCUGGCUGGGCUGCUGGGCGGGCAUCCGAGCAAAGUGAGCCCGCAGGAUAUGGCUGAGGGGAGCGCUGAUGCGACACUGACUGGGAUGGGUGGGAAGGCGGGAGCGAGUGGCGAUGGGGCUAGUGGGGGUGGGCCGUCAGCGUCGUCAUCGUCAGCGUCGCUGCUGGGCACGUCAUCGUCCAUGGGGCUGGUGACAGAGGAGGCGGUGGAGGGGCUGCUCACUAGUGGUGCUGGCAUGUCCAACAAGCGCAGUGCCUCCGCUCCUGACAUGGGGCAGGCCGUGCCGGCCAAGGGCAGCAAGGGCGGAGCGGGCAAGCCGCCAGCAGCGCCAGGGGGAAGGGGCUGGGGCGCCUCUUUGGCUACUUUUGGGGUGGCGGCUCUGCUGCUGGGAGCUCAGGGGGAGGAGGCGCAAGCGGGAAGCAGGCGAAGCUGGGGGGGGAGAACACGUUUUAUUUCAACGAGAAGCUCAAGCGGUGGGUGGAGCGAGGCAAGGAGGACGAGGUGGUGGAAACCACCCUCGCCCCGCCCCCCACCGCCUUUGCCUUCGCCCCCGCUGCUCCCGCCUCCUCCUCCUCCUCCUCUGCUGACCCUCCUGCCACCACCCCUGCUGCUCCUGCUGCGGCUGCUGAUGGUGCGCCGCCUGCUGCAUCUGCACCGCCAGCUGUCCAGUCAGCAGCUGCUCCUGCGCCAGCUGCUGAUUCCACGUCAGCACCGGCCAGCUCAGCAGCGAAGCCCGGCCCUCCACUGGCUUAUGCUGGCAGCUUUGGGAGGCGCAGUGCAGUGCGCUCCAG